AUGCCCAGCAAACAGCACGCGGAAUCCCCUCAUUUCCGCCCCUGCUUCCCCUCCUUUCCCCCCACGCAUCCCCUCAUUUCCGCCCCUGCUUCCCCUCCUUUCCCCCCACGCAUCCCCUCAUUUCCGCCCCUGCUUCCCCUCCUUUCCCCCCACGCAUCCCCUCAUUUCCGCCCCUGCUUCCCCUCCUUUCCUACCACUCAUCCCCUCAUUUCCGCCCCUGCUUCCCCUCCUUUCCCCCCACGCAUCCCCUCAUUUCCGCCCCUGCUUCCCCUCCUUUCCCCCCACGCAUCCCCUCAUUUCCGCCCCUGCUUCCCCUCCUUUCCCCCCACGCAUCCCCUCAUUUCCGCCCCUGCUUCCCCUCCUUUCCCCCCACGCAUCCCCUCAUUUCCGCCCCUGCUUCCCCUCCUUUCCCCCCACGCAUCCCCUCAUUUCCGCCCCUGCUUCCCCUCCUUUCCCCCCACGCAUCCCCUCAUUUCCGCCCCUGCUUCCCCUCCUUUCCCCCCACGCAUCCCCUCAUUUCCGCCCCUGCUUCCCCUCCUUUCCCCCCACGCAUCCCCUCAUUUCCGCCCCUGCUUCCCCUCCUUUCCCCCCACGCAUCCCCUCAUUUCCGCCCCUGCUUCCCCUCCUUUCCCCCCACGCAUCCCCUCAUUUCCGCCCCUGCUUCCCCUCCUUUCCCCCCACGCAUCCCCUCAUUUCCGCCCCUGCUUCCCCUCCUUUCCCCCCACGCAUCCCCUCAUUUCCGCCCCUGCUUCCCCUCCUUUCCCCCCACGCAUCCCCUCAUUUCCGCCCCUGCUUCCCCUCCUUUCCCCCUACGUAUCCCCUCAUUUCCGCCCCUGCUUCCCCUCCUUUCCCCCCACGCAUCCCCUCAUUUCCGCCCCUGCUUCCCCUCCUUUCCCCCCACGCAUCCCCUCAUUUCCGCCCCUGCUUCCCCUCCUUUCCCCCCACGCAUCCCCUCAUUUCCGCCCCUGCUUCCCCUCCUUUCCCCCCACGCAUCCCCUCAUUUCCGCCCCUGCUUCCCCUCCUUUCCCCCUACGCAUCCCCUCAUUUCCGUCCCUGCUUCCCCUCCUUUCCCUUCACGCAUCCCCUCAUUUCCGCCCCUGCUUCCCCUCCUUUCCCCCCACGCAUCCCCUCAUUUCCGCCCCUGCUUCCCCUCCUUUCCCCCCACGCAUCCCCUCAUUUCCGCCCCUGCUUCCCCUCCUUUCCCCCCACGCAUCCCCUCAUUUCCGCCCCUGCUUCCCCUCCUUUCCCCCCACGCAUCCCCUCAUUUCCGCCCCUGCUUCCCCUCCUUUCCCCCCACGCAUCCCCUCAUUUCCGCCCCUGCUUCCCCUCCUUUCCCCCCACGCAUCCCCUCAUUUCCGCCCCUGCUUCCCCUCCUUUCCCCCCACGCAUCCCCUCAUUUCCGCCCCUGCUUCCCCUCCUUUCCCCCCACGCAUCCCCUCAUUUCCGCCCCUGCUUCCCCUCCUUUCCCCCCACGCAUCCCCUCAUUUCCGCCCCUGCUUCCCCUCCUUUCCCCCCACGCAUCCCCUCAUUUCCGCCCCUGCUUCCCCUCCUUUCCCCCCACGCAUCCCCUCAUUUCCGCCCCUGCUUCCCCUCCUUUCCCCCCACGCAUCCCCUCAUUUCCGCCCCUGCUUCCCCUCCUUUCCCCCCACGCAUCCCCUCCUUUCCCUCCCUGCUUCCCCUCCUUUCCCUCCCUGCAUCCCCUCCUGUCCCCCCCCCCCACAGCAUCCCCUCAUUUCCCCCCCUGCAUCCCCUCCUUCCCCUCCCUGCAUCCCCUCCUGUCCUCCCCCCCACAGCAUCCCCUCCUUUCCCUCCCUCACUUCCCCCUUCUGCUUGCCCCUUUUCCUCUCCAUCCCCUCCCUUCACUCUCCUUCCGUAUCCAUUUUCUUCCCUCACUCGUCCAUUUUCCUCCCUUCCCUCUCCUCCCCCGUCCAACCUCCUCCCUUUUCUCUCCUCCUCGUCAUUUCUCCUCCCUUCCAUCUCCUCUCUCAUCCAAUCUUCUUCUAG
Closterium sp. Yama58-4 is the source of this 2004-nucleotide messenger RNA. Lineage: Eukaryota; Viridiplantae; Streptophyta; Zygnematophyceae; Desmidiales; Closteriaceae. The record is from the annotation of a GenBank genome assembly.